AUGUCGCAAGCAGAGCCGUCCACCAUGGCUGCCGAGAUAUUCGCGCGACAACACAGGGCGUCGAGAGGGUUGGGAGAGCGGAAGCCACCUCAAACCAGUUCUUCACUCCGAACCUCGAUUUCGGCCGACUACAAGGAAAGCGAUACCCGCCAGCCGGAAGAUGAAAUGUUCACCGCUAUAACACAAUCGCUCGACACACUAUCUGUGGGCUCUAAACGCCCUCGCAGUCAUGAACCGGAAAUCGACGAUUACGGGUCUGAGCUUCUCAGUGAUGCAUCUGACGCUGAUGAUUCGGAUCUCGGGCACUCUAGCCAGUGUGCUGACGAAAAUCACAAGAAAACGGAUGAGGCGUAUAAGUUCAAUAGGAAAAGGUUACUGGCUCGAAGGAAAAGACGUCGUUAUUUUGCCGAGGGGAGCGAGACUCAAGAGUCGUUGGGCACUACAGCUCAUGGAAAUGUGUAUGAUCUUGUCUGUGGGCCCUUGAGUAUACAUUACUAUACAAUGAUCAAGCCGCACAACUAUUUCGAACAGGCGGUAACGCACUUUGAAAAUCAUUCGUAUGCUCGCAAGGGUCAGAUGAAGAUCGCAGGCGGCCUGACUGACGGUUCAAUGAUAUAUCGGGGUGAAGAUUUCUUGCUCAUCCGGUUGAUUCCCGGUUGUCGUGGCUUGCGCUUGAUGGCUAUUUUAUCCACCAAAAUUGGUUCCGAUGUUUCACGGACACCCGUAGACGGCUCAGAUUCGGUCAGAGGCACUAUUCGCUGCGGCAAUCAAGUGGCUUGCGUGGAUAACCACGGGUUUGGAGCGCCAGGCGAGAUCACGCGCCUUCCGGCUGAAACGGCCCUUCCAUUGAUGACUAGGGGUCGCACAGACAUAGCCGCGUACACCAUGUCGAUGACGCCGAACCAAUCGAACGAAGCGAACAAGCCUUUGCUCGAAGGUGACGGGACAAAUCAAAUCCUAGGAAAAAUUCAAAGCCUCGCUCAAUACUAUGGAAGCAUUCACUUCGCGCGACCCGACUUAAGAGCCCUAAGCUCUACAAUCCAACCCCUUUGCAGCGGAUGGCGCGGUUUUAUCCGUUAUCAGGAUCACUGUCUUCGUCGCUAUGAUGGGGAUCUGAGAGUGUGGAAGAGAAGCCGGAAUGGCGAGUUGAUUAGUUCUGGCGUCACUGUAGGCCCCCCGGUAGCAGGGAAGAGGGGACAUAGGGCGGGCAUACAGGUGACCUUAUCAAUUGUCGAUUCGAAGUUACGCCAUUUUGAGAAGGCUGGUAGAUGGCAGCUGACUAUCAUCAAAAAGACAAAAGUUUUCAACGCCUACUCUUCAGGAACGCAAGAUCUCACUGAACCGAAUCAUCAGACAAUGGGGUACGUGAACAAGCUCACAGCGGAAAACGAGGCAUCUCGUAGAGAGAUGCUGAAGAAAUACGAGACCGCCAAGAACUCUUCUCCUCCGGGCGCCGAGGAAGAAUGCGGCGAGCAAAGCCCCUGGUAUAUGGCAGUCAAGGAUGAGGUAGUCAACGGUAUUAUGCUCAUUGAUAUAGUUCGAGUGUUUUGCCAUGGAAACCAAGUCAAGAAGAAAAAAGCCAACUUUACUUAUCAAAUGCAGCUGGAGGUAGAGAAACUGUGUAUAGGCCCUACCAGAGAAGAAUAUGAACGUGAUGACCCUGACAGCCGAGCGCUAGCCGACCUGGCUAAUGACUGGCAGCCAAUGAAUGCACCCGAGAAUGAAGAACAUGCUUUCAGCAUGGUGGAUCACAACGAGAAGAUUCUAGAGCGCAUGAGAGAGAUACGCAAACCAGUUGUAAUCCCUCGAUUUCUGGAUUAUGAUCAUGAGCUACUGAAGCCGGAGUAUUUCGAGACCCAUCGCUCUGGCCCCAGCAGUUGUGCGGAUGUGAACUCGGUUACAUCGGGAACUGAUUCGGAAAGUGACGAGGACACCACUCAGGCGAAGUUGCAGAGGAUGGAAGGAUCAGAAGCGAAGUAUCUUACUGUUCCGGGUCUUUCCGCAGUAGCCCCAUCCACGAAGUCAUUGAGAUCGCCUGCGGAGUCGAUCAAAAGUGAUGGAAGCGAAUCGGAUGGUCGAUCGAAUGGUCUUUAUUCAGACCGUGUGCCUUCGAUCACCUUAAACACCCCACCGAAUGAUCGAAUGAAAGCUGAAAGCUCCUACUUCGCGGGAUUCGAAUUCAAAGAUCCGUCUCUGGAGAAGAAACCAUCUCAGUGA
This is a messenger RNA of Filobasidium floriforme, 2217 nucleotides long. RefSeq lists its product as uncharacterized. The coding region runs from base 1 to 2217 and encodes 738 amino acids. NCBI's taxonomy places the organism in Eukaryota, Fungi, Basidiomycota, Tremellomycetes, Filobasidiales, Filobasidiaceae. The record is from RefSeq and is a predicted model, not a curated record. The transcript is spliced from 11 exons.